Messenger RNA from Colletes gigas, 1389 nucleotides. Its product is annotated as protein phosphatase 1 regulatory subunit 14B. Gene Ontology annotation, molecular function: protein serine/threonine phosphatase inhibitor activity. Lineage: Eukaryota; Metazoa; Arthropoda; Insecta; Hymenoptera; Colletidae. The coding region runs from base 212 to 595 and encodes 127 amino acids. The record is from RefSeq and is a predicted model, not a curated record. The transcript has 5 exons. Gene Ontology annotation, biological process: regulation of phosphorylation. Gene Ontology annotation, cellular component: cytoplasm.
GCAUUACGAUAGUGUUACAGUUCGAAUAGUAUAAAUUCUGAAAUAAAGGCAGUGAGAGUAAGUAACAUUAAGCGAUCGCAUAAACGCGUGCUAACUAUAUCGUUUUCAAUUUGAUUCGUGAGUUACGAGUGGAGUCGUAGACCUCAUCUUUGUUUAUACGUACGACAAUGACGAGUUCCUAAUCUCUUAUUUAAACGCCAAGCGUAGUUUUAUGAUGGAAGGAGGUGGGGUACUUACUGCAGAACGUAGUUCAGCACGUGCAAAUUUGCAUGUCGCAUUUACUGAGAAAGGAGAAGUAAAAGAACGUAGAGAAAAAUUCCUGACUGCCAAAUAUGGAUCUCAUCAGAUGUCCCUCAUUCGCAAAAGGCUUGCAGUGGAAAUGUGGUUGUUCGAUGAGCUAGAAAAAUUAUAUGAAUCAGUUAAUGAUAGUGGUAAAAAUCAAGAAGUUGAAAUUGAUAUAGAUGAACUUCUUGAUAUGGACAGUGAUGAUCAUAGACGAAGAUUUUUGCAAGAAUUACUGGUUGAUACGAAAAAGCCACCACACGAUGUAAAUAAAUUCAUUAAUGAUUUACUCGAAAAAGCUAAAACACUUUGAAGAACUUCUAUGUUCUUCUUAACACUUAUGUGUUUGCAAGGACUUUUUUGAAGCAUUAAUAAAUUUGCUCAGAUUUGGAACGAGUCAGACAUAUUCAAGCCUUAACGAGUUGCACACACACAACUCAAAUGCCAAUUUAUCAUUACUUGGAUAGAACUUAAUGGGGAAAACAUUAAAUGACUCUGCACAUUUUUAUUCUAGCGUGUAUUAUUUCAUAUUGAAAUCGUAAACAUUAGUAUCUGACUUAUCUCAGUACAAUGGCUAACUUUGUUAGUUAUUUGUGUGCGCAUCGCAUAUCAAGUAAUAAACCUCACAGUACACAAACUGUCUUGCUGUACGAUCCAUCCAAUGUGAUGUAUAGUAGAAAAGUUUGUUCUUCUACACUCUAGUUUUGUAUGCCUUCUAACUCCAUCAUUCGUAGUAAUAUUUAUGUUGUUAAGGAUUAACUAACAAUACUUCCAAACAUUGUAACUAUACCAAAUGAUUUCUAUACAUAUCCUAUGUUUAUUGAAUUAUUCCAACUAAGAAUACAAUUGGGUUAUAACAGUUAACGCGUCUAUGUUGUAGUAGUAUAAUAAAUUAAUGCAAUUUUAUUUAUUUUAGAAACUACUUUAAGGGAGUAAUAUGCAAAAUUUUGCAUCGAAUGCUUAUACGAACUAAAGAAGAAAUCUGUUUAAUAAUACUACAAAAGCGUGUAUGUUUCAGAUGAUUUUGUCACUGGCAUAGUAAUAAUUAAAACGUGGAAAUGACACCUAUUGUUGCUCCAGUACCGAAUCAGUAUUGAAAAUUAUCAC